Trypanosoma conorhini is the source of this 3951-nucleotide messenger RNA. Its product is annotated as putative helicase. Bases 1 to 3951 code for a protein of 1316 amino acids. The record is from RefSeq and is a predicted model, not a curated record. The transcript has a single exon. Lineage: Eukaryota; Euglenozoa; Kinetoplastea; Trypanosomatida; Trypanosomatidae.
AUGCGCCACGCAAAGGAUGCAGGCACAACGCAGGGUCGCCCGCCCAACGUGCGGGGGCUCGACAGGGCCGCCGUCAGCACGAUGGAGCGGUUCCCCAUCGGCCACAAGUCGGCGCUGCCGAUGUGCGUGGACGCGGAGGUUGUAAGGAACAGCGCGGGGCGGCUACCCUCAGCGAACGCCGGGAAGUUUCGGCCGGCGGCGCACCUCGCAGAUCCCCGUGCCCCGGCGUACGGGGCGGAUGCGGCGGCAUGGCGUGGCACCGCGCCAGACACUUUUGGUGCGAGCGGCGGGGAGGGAGGGCGGCCGUCGGGGCCCGUUUUUUGGUCUCGAUCGGACCGCGAGGAGAAGAUCAAAACGGAGACUAUCCGACGUGCGUGUCUCUUGGUUGAGCAGCAACUGCGCCUUCGCCAGGCCGAGGCGGAGUUGGCGCGCUGGGAGGCGGCGAUGGAGGACGUCGUCCAGCGCGGCCAGCGGGGCGGCGAGGAGGGGGCGAAGGCGGCGGCGCCAGGUGCCAGUGCGGCGGCCGCGAAGACCCCCGACACGGACGGGGGCCGCGCGGGGGCCUGCGACGACGGCGCCGCGGCGCCUGCCGAGGGCGGCAGCGUAGUGCCGCUGGUUAGCAUCCGGAGCCUCGGCGGCGCUGCCUCGCGGACAGCCCCCCUCAAUGCCACUGCGGGGGAGGAGCUCGAGCGCAUGCGCCAGGGGGCACAGGGAGGCCCGCUGCGGGGGCUUCUGGAGCGGCCACGGGACUCUGCUGGCGAGGGGGAAGGCAACAUGGAGGAGCCCGCUGCGCUGACCGGGCGUGGUAUGGGCCGAAGGGUGAAUAUUCGACCCAGGAAGGCAGUUCACCCGCCGGAGUUUGCGUUGACGCUCUCGGAAGAGUUGCCCCCGGCGCCGGGAAGCAGCGGCGGUGGCGGUGGUGCAGCAGCAGCGGCAGCAGCAGCGGCCGGGGGCGUGGAUGCGGCUGAUGACGUCAUUGUGCGACGCCUUGUGGGUGUGCCCAACCACGACCGAGGGCUUUACGCCGCCCUGAGAUCUGGCUGGAAAAAGGCCUGUAGGGCCAAGACGUUGGCGCGGAUGCUUUUUGGCAAACGCGUCCGUGCCUCCACAUGGUGGAAGUUGGCGGGUUCACGUGAGGGAAUGUUAGCCGCAGCACGGGGACUCGGGCUUGAGCCCGACGUGUACGAGGCCCUCAUGACGCGUUGGAUGGAGAACGAGAGGGGCGCGGAGCGGGCCGCGAGGCACGAGCUGGUACCCCAGGGCGAGCGCCCUUUUGGCGGCGCCGCGCACGCGACGGCGCUCACCAAUGCGCCCCAGCAGCCCCAGGAGUUCGCGUCCCUGGCGUCUUUGCUGUUUGCAGGGGACAAAGAUCUGUCGAGCAUGGGUGUGCUGGCGCAUCAGCUGGGGCGACUGCAGGUGAGUGGCGUGGUCACACCGGAAGAGGUGGCCCGCAUCCUAGAGGGUGAUGAGGAGAGUAUACGCGACGAAUUGGCUCGCCUGUUGGAGUCGGAUGCCGCGAGGCAGCAUGCCGCACGCCUCGCCGCCAGCCCCAGCCUGAGCCUGAGCCUCACUGGAGGCGCGAAUGCCUCCUUUCAUGACGUGGCGAAGGCGCUGUUGCGAGAGCGGCGGCGCGCGGCGACAGCAGACAAGCGAUCCGGUGAAUCGGCUAGCGUGUCUGGGCGAGUAGAGAACCGCCCGGCUUCGAACAGUUACCUCGGCCCCGUGCUGCACGACAGCGCCUCCCAGCCCUCCCUGGGGGAGUUUUUCGUCGCUCUUCCCGACGCGGGCCAGCGUGGCCUACUUCCCUCCUUGUCAUCGGGGGAGAAGGCGCCGUCGUGGGCCUCCGUGGCGGGGGCGGAGCGGCAGGCCCUGUGGGAGGCCGCGUCCGAGGGGGAGCGGAGGCCGCUCCGGGAGUCCAUGACGGGGGAGGAGCGGCGGGCCGCAACGGCGGCGGCCGGCGGCGCCGGCUCUGCGGACCCCUACACCCGCCUCCCGCCACUGCGGGGCCCCGACGCCGGGGAGGCGGUUGUGCUCGGCCCGGGGCGGGGCCGUCCGGGACGCGGGACGCCCGCAGCCGCUGCCGGGUGGCGCGUGCGGGGGAGGUGGGGCGACACAGCGGCCUCGAGCGAGAUGGACCCACUCGAGGCGACGCAGGCGCCCGGCGGCCGGGGGUCCACGGGGUCCGCCGAGGGAGAGCGGAGCGGCCUUCCGCCCCCGUCAGGCGCGGGGGGUGAGGGCGGCGAGCAGCGGUACGACGGGCCGGAGUGGUGGAAGCAGCGGCAGCGGCGGCCGCCGCCGGGCGCAAAGAGCGGCUGGGCCCCCGCCGAGGGGGAGGGGGAGGAUGAAGGUGCCCGCCGCUCUCCGGAUCGGCCGGCGGAGGGAGCUGACCUGAUCGACUUGCUGAAUGUCCCGCGCGAGCCACGACGGCGAGGCAAGAGCUUCCGGCGUGCCGCUGGGGCCGACAACGGCGAGUUCGGCAGCGAAGCGGAGGCGAAGUCCGGCGUGCGGUUUUCGCCGCAGUGGUCGCUGGAACACGCGGAGGAUGGCUCCGUCCGGCACCGCCCAAAGAAGGUCCCCCGCUUCUUGUACGACGGCAAGCCGAGGAAGAGUCUGGAUGCGAGCAUGAGCAGCAGCGGCCCGGCGCGUGCAGGAAGAGCGCGAAUUCCACCUUUCGUGCGGAGGCCCAAGAGCAAGCCGGCGGGGCCGGUGAUCGCGGUCGCCGACGAUGCCAGCGAGGACGAUUCUGGGGAGCUGAGCAGCUUUUUCGGCAACGACGACGAGGACCUCACGCUCUUCCUGGCGACGUUUCCCGAGGAGGUGCAGCAUGUGCGGCUGCGCAACGAGGCGAGGGGGGUGCUGGGGGAGCUCAAAGAGGCCAGCAGUCUGCUGGUGAAUUACGCAACCAACGUGCGGCACCGGCUGCCCGAGGGGUACACGACGGCGGCGCCGCGCGAGAGCAUUUCGUCCGCGACGGCCAUGGCGCAGGCGGAGGAGGAGCUAAAGACGAAGGUGAGCGUCGACGAACUGCGGCAGCGUUUUGAGUCGGAGGGGCGCGAGGAGUACGCGGAGCUCUGGCGGACGCUGCAGGAGCUGCGCCAGAAGGUGCUCGAGCAGGAGGCCUUCCUCAAGGAGUCCUUGAUGGACGUCGCCAAUCUGUCGCGGCCCGUCCCCGGUGAGGACCGCGACGCCUUUGCCCUGAGGCUCACGCGGGAGGUGAACGAGUACGCCAAGACCCACCGCCUCGACCAGCGACACCUGGUGGGGAGCGCCGGCAUGAGGGAGGACUACGCCGCCGCCGUGCAGGCAUUCCUUGAUAGCUUUGCGCUGACGCGCGGCCGACGCCCGGGCCGCGACGUCGGCUGCCAGUGCACCCCGGAGGACCUCGGCUACGUGGACGAGGAGCUCCGGCGGCUGGAGGAGGAGAUGGAGGACCUUUACUUCCAUGCGCGUGGGCUGUUCAGCGCGAUAAAGCUCACGAUCAUUGCGGUUGGGAAUGUUAUGGGGUUCCACGCCUCCCUUGAGCUGGAGACAACGUGCAAGCAUUGCUUCUACAUAUUUGAGAGCCCGCGCACGCUCUGGCCGUGCGGUCACACCUUCUGCCAGCAGUGCCUGCCCUCCAUGUUCACGGAGCAGGGCGAGCUGAUAUGCGAGGAGUGUGGCUCCCUGUGUGAGGUUGGCUACACGCCAAACCUCGCACUGGAGCUGCUGGCGAGCUACCAGGUCAUGCAGCGCACCGACUACGACGACGAGGAGGAGGAGGAGGAAUUUGGCGGCGGCGUGCAGCGGCGCACGAUUGAGGGGGUGCUGGCAACGAUGCUGAAGGACCUGAUGAGCACGCAAACCGCAAGUGCGGAUGCGCCGCGAAGGACGGCAGGGGGGAGGUUGCGCCGCGUGUCAUCUGCCGUGGCGGCCGGGGCAGCGGCGUCCAACCCGCCGGGCCUCGUUCCGUGA